Molecule: messenger RNA, 3222 nt
Organism: Pleuronectes platessa (European plaice)
Lineage: Eukaryota; Metazoa; Chordata; Actinopteri; Pleuronectiformes; Pleuronectidae
Product: src substrate protein p85
Exons: 16
Coding region: 173-1798 (541 amino acids)
Biological process (GO): regulation of actin filament polymerization
Cellular component (GO): focal adhesion; cortical actin cytoskeleton; actin filament
Molecular function (GO): actin filament binding
Source: RefSeq, a predicted model, not a curated record
GGCUGGAUACUGGGAGAGCCGGAAGUGAUCCGGACGGACUCGUCGCAGGUUCGAAGCUGAGACUGGAGCCGGAAGCGGAGCGCGGACACCGGGGACUCAGCAGCUACUCACCGUUCCCUCUGACCGGAGCCGCAGUCGUCGUGGACGUUGGAGUGACGCAGCCUCUCUGAAGAUGUGGAAGGCCUCAGCAGGACAGAACGUCACAGUGCCGCUCGAUGACGGAGGCGAUGACUGGGAGACCGACCCAGACUUUGAGAAUGACGUGUCGGAGAAGGAGCAGCGCUGGGGCGCCAAGACGGUGGCCGGCUCGGGACACCAGGAGCACAUCAAUAUCCACCAGCUGCGUGAGACGGUGUCCACAGAACACACCAGCCUGAGGCAGAAGGAGCAGGACAAGGAGCCCAAGGCCUCGCACGGCUACGGGGGGAAGUUCGGAGUGCAGCAGGACCGCAUGGACAAGUCCGCUGUGGGACACGACUACCAGAGCAAGUUGUCCAAGCACUGCUCCCAGACGGACACGUCCAAGGGCUUCGGGGGGAAGUUUGGCGUUCUGGACGACCGCGUGGACAAGUCGGCGGUCGGGUUCGAGUACGCCGGGAAGACGGAGAAACACGCCUCUCAGACAGACUACUCCACCGGGUUCGGGGGCCGAUACGGCGUGCAGGCGGAUCGGGUCGACCAGAGCGCGAUGGGGUUCGAUUACCAGGGGAAGACAGAGAAGCACGAGUCCCAGAAAGACUACACGAAAGGCUUCGGAGGAAAGUUUGGCAUCGAGACCGACAAGGUGGACAAAAGCGCCAUGGGCUUCGAGUACCAGGGCAAAACGGAGAAGCACGAGUCGCAGAAAGAUUAUGUGAAGGGCUUUGGGGGAAAGUUCGGUGUCCAGACCGACAGACAGGAUAAAUCCGCUCUGGGAUGGGACCAUCAGGAGAAACUGCAGCUCCACGAGUCUCAGAAAGACUAUAAGCGUGGGUUUGGAGGGCACUAUGGGGUGGAGGAGAGGCGGGACCAGUGUGCCCUCGGCUAUGAGCACAAGGAGAGCCUGGCCCAGCACGAGUCCCAGAAAGAUUACUCCAAAGGCUUCGGAGGGAAGUUUGGAGUCCAGAACGACCGCAUGGACAAGAGCGCGGGGACGUUUGAAGUCGUGGACAAGCCGACAUCAUCUUAUCAGAAAACCAAACCUGUGGAGGCCGUCGGCAGCGGCACAGGAAGCAUCAAGGCUCGCUUCGAGAACAUCGCCAAGCAGAAGGAGGAGGAGGACAGGAAGAGGACGGAGGAGGAGCGGGCGCGUCGACAGGCCAAAGAGAAGCAGGAGCAGGAGGAGGCGCGCCGCAAAAUCCAAGAGACGCCCAAAGCUCCGUCUCCUGCGCCUGCUGCGAGUCCCAGCCCCGCCCCCAGCCCCACCCCACCCGUCCAGCCCAGCCCCACCCCCAGCCCCACCCCACCCGUCCAGCCCACUGCAGCACCUGCACCACACGUGAGUCCCGAUGCAGCUGAGGAGAACGGAGAUCAGCUGUACGAGGCCGAGCCGCAGAGUCAGGCCGACCAGCAGGAGGAGCUGUACCUGACUCCUGAUGAUGCCAAGGCCGCAGACACGCAGCAGGACGAGUACAGCGAGGACGUCGGGGUGACGGCGGUCGCUCUGUACGAUUACCAAGCAGCCGGCGAGGACGAGAUCUCCUUCGACCCGGACGACAUCAUCACCAACAUCGAGAUGAUCGACGAGGGCUGGUGGAGGGGCGUGUGCAGAGGCUCCUACGGCCUGUUCCCGGCCAACUACGUGGAGGUUCGGCAAUGAUGACCCCCCCCCGCCCCCCCCACAAGAGGACCCGUCUCCUCCUGCAGGAGAAGAGGAAGGAGACUGUUUAAAAUCCCUGUUUUGUUUUUUGUCCUUUUCACUCUUUCCUCUGUUCACAUCAUCUGAUGCUUCGACGCUGUGUGAGACGUCCUCAGGUCUCCUGUCCGCCUUCCUUUACCCCCCCCCCCCCACACACCUCUGUCCCAUGUUCAGAUAAUGUCGCUCUGUGCAGCAGCAGACGAGGAGGAAGAGUCACGUUCGACUGACUCGACACUAAGAGAAUAUAUAGAAAUCGAAGGUUCUUUUCCUUCACGAGGUUUUGAUCAGGUGUUGUCGAUUCUUCACGUGAAGCCACGUUCACACUACAGGAUUUUAAAGUCGUCAGAUUCCCUCGGUCGGUUUGCUCAUGGGCUCUGGUCGAGUUAAUUGAGCCUGAGCUGCUUCCUCUCAUCUUCACAACAGUUUCACCUCCUCCACGAUCAGUCGGACCCUCUGUGUCUCUCCUCCUCUGUGUUGUCCCCCCCCCCCCCCCCCCCCUCGUCAGUCAGCCGUGUCGUGUGAACUCAGACCAACAGCAGGUUGUAGUGUGAACUGCUCUGUGAUGUGUUUGAAAGUCGUGUAGUGUGAACUCUGCUUUAACGUUGUGCGUCUUCAGUAGCUCGACCUUUAAGGUCUCAAGUGAACUAGACCUCCACUCUGGAUUAUUCUGUAUAUUGAUGCUUGUAUUGUGUCCAGUGCAUUGACUGUGGACCAGAACACCGCUGACUCCUCUUGGUCUGUCUGAGAACCAGUUGCUGGUUUGCACAGGAGUUUAAAUUCCAGGUUGAAGCUGCACCAGUUGAUUUAUUGAGCUUCCUGUCGAGUGACUCAGUUUGAUGAUGUUUGAUCAAUCACGAGGCUUCCUCCUUUACUGACGCUUCAGGGGCCCAACUGUCAAAUGACAAGCCAAACAGAAACACUAUAGUUCAUAGUAUUAUUUUAAUCAUCUUCAUACAUUCUACAGGUUAAUUACUGAUGUUUAGAAUCGUGUACAGAGGUGAAGAGUCGUGAUGUGUAUUUGUGGAUGCUCCUGUUUUUGUGUAUGAUUUUAAAUGAGGAGUGAUGACAACUGACGUCCCUCAAUAUGACCAACCUGCAGAAAACAUCAGUUAGGGAAGAGGCCUUCAGUGUGUUCUCCAAACACUAAUUACUUCUGACAGACGACUCGUCUGCAGAUGGCAGCAGUGUAGCUUAGACAGGUGUGUGUGCGUGUGUGUGUGUGGGAGAGAGAGAGAACUUUCAUUGAAUUCAUCUUCGGGGUUUAAUAAUAAAAAGUGACCUUUUCAAAUGCAUUAUUUUUAUCUGUACCUCUGUUUGCUUGAGUCACUUCAUUACCUGCUUGUUCUUUUUUUUUAGUUUCAAUAAAUAAACUAUCAAUGAUAAAA